Molecule: messenger RNA, 333 nt
Organism: Protopolystoma xenopodis
Lineage: Eukaryota; Metazoa; Platyhelminthes; Monogenea; Polystomatidea; Polystomatidae
Source: the annotation of a GenBank genome assembly
AUGUCGGCUGUCUGUGACUGUGUGUCCGCUGAAGUCGGUUGGGAUCUAUUAGUGCGCCCAGUUCUGCCCACCUUCUCGUUGGUGCAGAGCCGGAAACGUCAGCGAUCACAUGUUGGUCGUAUCGAUACAGACAGAGACACAGAGGUGCACAUCAUCCCCGAGUCUGGAGGACUCUCAACUCAGGAGGAUGCUAUUCCGGACAGUCGUCUGUCUCUUUUGACGCUUACCAAGUGCCCAUCUCUGCCUGCAGCGCUGCCGGGCAACGAGGUCUUCUGCCGUCCAGACCAAUGCCUUCCGAGAUCCCUUGUCUGUCUGCGCCAACCUGUCUGGUAG